Messenger RNA from Elaeis guineensis (African oil palm), 895 nucleotides. Its product is annotated as umecyanin. Gene Ontology annotation, cellular component: plasma membrane. The record is from RefSeq and is a predicted model, not a curated record. NCBI's taxonomy places the organism in Eukaryota, Viridiplantae, Streptophyta, Magnoliopsida, Arecales, Arecaceae. Gene Ontology annotation, molecular function: electron transfer activity.
AUAUAUAAUACCGGCCACCUGCAUCCCAUUCAUCAAACUAAUCCAUUCUUUCUUCUUCGCAUCUCCUUUGCUGCCCCUUCCUUCUCUUUCGAGCCAAAGAUGGCAACACUGAAAGCUUUAAUGGCUGUUGCAGCAAUAGCAGCCAUCUUAGAGCUAGCAAUGGGCAAGAACUACGACGUCGGACCGAAUGGUCAGUGGGAUCAAACGAGCAACUAUGCAACAUGGGCUUCUUCAAUCACCUUUGUCCCUGGUGACUCGCUAACCUUCAAAUAUGGGUCGACCCACGAUGUUGUGGAGGUGACGAAGGCCAAUUAUGACUCAUGCUCAACGAGCGGUGCAAUAAGCACUCACACGGGCGGGAACACCGUCAUCUCACUGAAUUCCACAGGGAAGAGGUACUUCAUCUGUGGGACACCUGGACACUGCGCUGCAGGCAUGAAGGUCGAGAUCAACGUUGUCGCCGCCAGUUCACCUCCAACGUCUCCUGGCACCCCACCAACACUUCCUCCCCCUGGUUCUGCGGGCCCUUCAGGAUCACCUGCGCCGCCUACUCCACCCGGGGCGAGCGCACCACCCCCGGAACAAUCGGCAGCUAAUAUUCUUACAGUGCAGGCCAAGUUUGCCAUGGGUUUUGGGUUUGGCUUGCUGAUGAUUUCGGCCUUCUGAGCACGAGGAGGAGAGUUUAUUAGUGCGACAGAUUUAGAUGUCACUUAUCAGUUACAGAUGUUCUUUCGCUAUGGUUCUCUUUGGAUUGUUUGGUUCUUCCCUGCCACCUUUGGCUUUUGAUUCAUGCACUUGUAGUUCAUUUAUUCUUCGCAAUCCACCGGCUUUUAUUGGAUUUGUCGAUUUUGGUGGACAUGGUAUUAAAUAAGAUGAAGUUGUUGGUAUUUAUUUC